This is a messenger RNA of Cloeon dipterum, 7842 nucleotides long. RefSeq names its product Histone gene-specific Epigenetic Repressor in late S phase (gene Hers). Bases 442 to 5409 code for a protein of 1655 amino acids. Gene Ontology annotation, cellular component: chromatin silencing complex. Lineage: Eukaryota; Metazoa; Arthropoda; Insecta; Ephemeroptera; Baetidae. The record is from RefSeq and is a predicted model, not a curated record. The transcript is spliced from 8 exons. Gene Ontology annotation, biological process: negative regulation of DNA-templated transcription; heterochromatin formation. Gene Ontology annotation, molecular function: chromatin binding; transcription cis-regulatory region binding.
CGCAACAUUUUAGUUCCUAAAGCCGACAAUAAGCUGCACUAGUGUGAUCAAAAUGGGUGCGCCAUUACAGUUGUUCCUCGAGGGAUGUGUAAUGUUUUCGACACCGAGUGCAUCGGCAAGAAUAAUGUGAUCACCCAGCCUGCUCUGGCAGUGCUGCUCUGCUGAAGUUGGACCAAAGCCUGCAGCGAGCACCGCCGAGGCCCAGUCGGCCGCCUCCGUCGGCGAUUUCGGCCCGAUUCGCGCCACACGCAGACACACACUGCAGCCCAAUUCGGAAAAAAAUAAGCAAAGGGGUCGGUGCACGUCGCGCGAGAAGCCAGCCGUCCCGCGCAGCAGCGGCCAGGUUCUGUGAGGCGACUUGAAGCACCACCAAGCAGCCGUGCGCAAGAUGCGAAGCGAAUCUGUGCACUGAGACGACUGAGGCAGCAUAGCGCAACAGUGAUGCGCUCAAAGACGGCCAGGUCUUCCCGCGUACUACCUCCCAAGAACUCGCAGAGCCCCGUUGUGAUACUCGGUAAUAAGAAGAAGCAGCAGACAGCGACCGGAAAGACUAAUGCGGCGGCCGUGCUCAAAACUAAGGCGCAGCCAAAGCUGGGCCGCAGCAGGGCCCCCUCCGGCGAGAAGCCUCUGCCCAAGGGCAAGCUGAAGAAGGCGGACGCAGCCGCCAAGGCGGAAGUGCCCGACAAGAAGAUGGAGCCUCCGACCACCGCGGCCGCCAAGUCCAAGGCCAAGAAGCUGGCCAGCCCGCCGCCCGCCAAGAAGAAAGCUGCCGCCGCCGCUGCCCCGAAGAAGGAGAAGGCGGCGCCGCCCGUCAAAAAGCCGCUGCGCAAGGUGAAGGCGCCGAAAGCGACGCCGGCGGCGCCGCGCACCCCUCCCAAGAAGCAGCAGAAGGAGGAGAAGCCGGCCAAGCCCAAGGGCGGCGACGAGCCGCUGCUGACCAAGGACGGCAAGGUGCGCAAGCGGGCGCCCUACAAGAAACGGGUCAAGGUCGAGCCGGCGAGCAUCGAGCUGACCGACUCGGCCAUCGCCAAAAUCCUCUCCAAAGCCAAAGAACCCAGAGGGACCAAAGAUAAAAAAGUAGCCCAGGCGAAAGAUGAAGCCCCCAAGAAACCAAAGGCCAAGCCGCCGGACGCCAAGAAGACGGCCGCCGCCAAGGCCCGCGAGGCCGCCGCCAAGGCCAAGGAGGCGGCCGCCGAGGAGAAGCGGCUCAAGUCGGUGGCCGCGGCCAAGGAGGCCGCCGCCGUCAAGAAGGACGCCGAGCCUGCCGCGGCCAAGGAGGUGAAGAAGCAGCCGGUCAGCAAGGCGAUGAACCCGCCCAAGAAGAGGGCCAUGGCGCCGCUCAAGAAGCGGCUCGUGGCCAGGGCAGCGAUCGACGAGGCGGCGCUGCUCGCGCAGGCCGCCCUGCCGCUCGACAAAAUUAAAGUGGAGAAGGAGCCACCGGCCAAGAAAACGGGUACCAAAAACACCAAACCACCGGCAGCGGCGAGCGGCAAAAAGGGCGGGAAAAAGACGGAGCCGUCCUCUUCGUCGGCGCCCAGCUCGCCAGAAGCACCAAAGGGGAAGAAGCGGGAGAGCAAGCCGCCGGCCAAAGCGAUCGCGCAGAAGAUGCUGCCACCAAAGAAGAGAAAUCUGCUGGGCCUGCAGCCGGCCAAGGCGACGAAGAAGGCCGCCGCCGAGUCGUCGAGCGGCUGGUCGUCUGAGGACGAGAAGCCCGAGCUGGACGUGUUCCGCUUCUGGGCCGAGCCCAAGAAGCACCGGGUGGCCAGUCUGAACGCGCUGGCCAAGGUGCACUGCCUGUACGAGAACGAGGCGUCGCGGCCGUCCGCCGAGAGCAACCACCUGUCGGCCACCACCACCACCACCACCACGCGCAGCAUCUCGCGGACCACCAAGUCUAGUCAGUGGUACGACAGCUCGUCCGAGAGCAGCACCAGCGGCUCAGAGUCCAUCCAGGGAGCGGUGGUGCCGUACCGCAGGGGCGCCAAGCCGGCCAAGAAGACCAAAAAGAAGAAGCAGCAGACCAAGCCGGUGGUGGAGGAGGAUGAUGAUGAAGACGACGACGACGACGAGGAAUCUGCUCCAUCUCCGCAGCCCAAGCAAGUGAAGCGAAAGAAGAAAAAGUGCGACAUGCUGAUGGACCUGAAGGACAUGGUGGUGCGCAAGCGGAUGGCCAGUCUGAACGCGUCGGCCAUGCUGGCCGCGACCUACUCGUUCGAGAAACGCACCCCCAGCAAAAACUGCACCACCACCGUGGAGGUGGUCGAGGUGAAGCAGUCGACGUCGAUCGACAAGAAGGCCGACGGCGACACCGUCUCCACCUCCUCCAUCAACAUGGUGCGCGUGCGCAAGAACAAGGUGCUGGCCGACGACAAGAAGAAGCUGAAGGAGUCGGUCAAGGCCGGCCGGCUGUCCUCGGACAAGAAGCGCAAGAAGAAGGACGAGAGCACGACGGACGACGCGUCGGCCGACGACCCUGACGAAGACAUUCCGCUCUCGAACGUGAUCAAGCUGCGCAGCCCCAAGAAGGUGGCGCUGAUCGUCAACGACACGGACGUCACCAUCACCGGCGUCUACGUCAACUCGCGCACCACCGAAGGCUACUGCAUCUCCGGCAUGGAGUACCGCAUCUCCUCGACGCAGACCAAAUCGACGACCAUGGUGCAGCCGCCGUCGCAGGUGGCCGCGUCCAGCCCCUCGUCCGAGUACGUGGCCCAACAGCACCACCACCUGCACCACCACCACCACCACCACAAUCCCGCCUCAGGGGCUGAAUCGGGUGUCUACCACUCGGCGGGCGGAGAGCGAGGAGAGCCGGCCGGCGUGUUUCUGAAGCCGGCGCCGCCGCAGAGCUACACUCCACUGGGUGCACUGUCGAGCAUGCAGCCGCCCGCCUCACUGCAGCAAGGGCCGCCUCCGCACCAUCCCCCGGGCCCGCUGCCGCCCCCGCCACCGAUGGGAGUGCAUCAUCCGCCGCCGCUGGGCAGCAGCGGCAGCGCCUUUUCGGCGCCCAUCUCUUCCGUGCCGCCGCCGCCGCCGACCCACGACCAGCCUCACUAUCUCCAAGGUUACUACCAGCCCGCAGGGCCCCUGAUCCACGCCGGCGCCGAGAUGUGCUGCGUGCCUCCGAAGAUAGCGGCGAGCAACCAUCCCGCGGCGCCCCCACCGCCUCCGUCGGCGCCGAACUCGGCCGUGAGUCCGCUGCUGAUCGCCACGUCGUCCGGGGCGCCGACAUCCGCGUCUUCUUCAUCGACGGAGGUGACGUCGACGUCGUCGACGCUGCCGUCGCGCAUCGUGUCGUCGCAGGUGUCGCCGUUCAGCUCGUACCAGCCGCAGUACGCGCCGCACUACAUCACGCACUACUCUGCGCCGCCGCAGUACGCGGUGCCGCCGAGCGCGCAGUACUACCACCCGCAGGCCAACCACCAACUGGUGGCCGCGACGCACCACCUGCCCCCGCCGCCGCCCCACCACGAGAUCUGCGCGUACAACUCGUGUUACGCGCCCCCGCACUACAAAUACCAGCCGCAGGUGACCUCGUACCACCCCAGGUACGCGCCCCCCACGCAGCACUACUUCCCCCACACCUCGGGCAGCAUCUACUCGGCGCCGCCGACCGCCUCCAUCUCCAACCCCAUGCACCCGCAGGGCCCGCAGAUGCCCUCGAGCAGCGCCUCCAAGCUCCCGGCGCCCUCCUCCUCGGCCGCCCCCACCUCCAUGUACCACCACCCGGCGCAGCAUUUGCCGCCCGAGCCGCCUCAUUACCAUUUCUACGCUGGCUACAGUCCGGGGGGACCUGCCGGGCCUUGUUAUCCCCAUCCGGCUGCCAGAGGAGUGGCUUUCAUGGAUUCACCGUACCAAACCUGCCCGUGUCCAAUGCAGUCCUGUUCAAAAAACGUACAUGCUGGGCCCCUUACUGGUGACAGUAAGGGGCCGGGACCGCAGGAGUCCCUCUUUGUGCUGCCGACGGCGGCGGCCGCAGCCCUCCCCGGAGAGUCGCUGGCGGGAGGUCACCCCCCGAGUCCGGCGCGUGGCAGCUCGGGAGGGCCGGCCGCCGCUCAGGGCACCCCUCCUCUCGCCGAGGAAGAGGAGGAUGAGGAGGAGGAGGAGCAGGUGACGCCACCCGCGUGGGUGGCGGCCGAACCGACGCCGCCGCCCUCGGACGACUCGUCGGCCGCGCGAGCCAGCUACUUCUACGACCAAGUGGACAACAGCGCCACUGACGUGAAUCAAAACUACAACCGCAAGCGCAAGCACGCCUUGAGCAGCUCGACGCCUCUGGGCGGCAAAAAGUCCAAGUUGCUGGACGCCUCGAGCACUCCUCCGCCUAAGACCUUUGACCAAAUCAACAAUAAUUGCACCACCGUGCCGCCGAACCUGAACGAGCCGCUGCUCAUCACCACCACCAUGCUAGCGGACGCGUCGAAAGUCGGCCAGUUCGACGACAUGUCCAAGGACGGCGGCGGCGCCGCGCUGCCGCUGACGCCGCCGACCUCGUCGGACACGUCGCCCUCCAUCAGCAGCAGAAGCAGCGCCGAGAAGGCCAGCAAGGCGCAGAGCAGCACUCCCGCCAAGGAGCAGUUCCAGGUGUUCGGCAGAUCUCUCGAAUCGUCUUCUUCGCCGAAGAACAACCAGAAGGACUCUUGCGAAACGACUCGGGAGAAGCCAGAGCUCGGGAGGAAGGCGAGGAAGAGGUCAGGCCAGAACACCAACUUCAAAAGGUCCAAGCGGGCGGCGUCAGCCUCGACCCUGGCUGCCGAGAAGGAGGCCGAAGAGUUGGCUCAGAAUGACUUGAUGAGAAUGAGAAAGUCGUUUCAACCAAAGUGGUCGAACGGUUGGACUUGGGAAGGAGAACCAUAUCAUGCCAAAGUCUUCCUUCGGAGUGACGAUCCUGCUGUGCUGCGGUAUUGCUAUCCUGCAAUGAGACACCCGACGGGCGACACAAUUCGGCCGAGGGACUGCAUACUCUUGAAAUCCGGGACCCGCAAAGGUGACCUCCCGUACGUGGCCAAAGUUACUGCUCUGUGGGAGAACCCUGAUGACGGCGAAAUGAUGUUGAGCCUUUUGUGGUUCUACCGGCCGGAGCACACGGAGCAGGGAAGGCAGCCGCACCACAUGGCGGAUGAGAUUUUUGCCUCCAAGCACAAGGACAGCAGCAGUGUUGCUUGCAUUGAAGACAAGUGCUACGUUCUCACUUUUAACGAGUAUUGCAGAUACCGAGCGAAAGCAAAGCAGAUGGAGGUUGGUGCCUCGCCUCGAACUUCGAUUGUUCCUCAACAAAGCCUGGAGGGGGAGUUUGCAGAACGCAGCAGCCGGCAACCUUUGUGCUUGGCCGCGCCCGACCUGGUCUUCUUCUGCCAGCGCGUGUACGACUUCCGCUGCAAACGCAUGCUGAAAAACCCAGGGGCCUAGACCACCACAUUAUCAGAAAGUGCAAAGGCUGUGCAGUUUUAGAGCCAUUGACUCCAGAUUCUUUUCAUUUCCUCUCUCUAUUCCUGGGUUGAACUUGACGAAAACAAAAACAAAGAAAGUGUUGCCAUUUCUCCUUUACCACGCAGACUAUGGAAAGUGUGAACUUUGAUGUUUACCCCCCCUUCCACCCCUAUUCUCUUUGAUUAAUCGAUUUUGUUGGUCGCAAGUAUUAUUUAUUUACCAGCUAGUUAGUGAUUUCCCAAAUACUACGUUAAUAUUAUUAUUUUAUUAGUUUGCAGAGCAGUACAAAACUGGAUUCUGUAGAAUUUGCACCUCAGUAAUCAAAACUCAGUUCACCCCAUCUUGUUACAGUUGAUUAUUUUGUUGUUAUGUUUUAACUGUCUGUUGCAUUCGCAUGGAUGGGGCCAUCGGGGCUUAUAUUUAAUAUAUAUGAUAAUUAUUGAUAAUUUAAUUACCCGAAAUGCGAGGUGGAGCUCAGGAAAUGUGUUCCGAGCACACUUUGGCAUGUAUUUUUCUGUGUUUGGCACUAGAGAAGCGCACUACUCUUUUUUAAUUGUUUGUAGUAGUUAGGCUUGCCCAUUUAUACACUUUUUUAUAAGUUUAAGUCGGUCUUUGGCGAAGUUGUCGGCGACACCAAUCGAUUCCCCAGGUUCGAAUUAAGUUGAGAGACUGGAAGUUCAGCGUAACGUCAAAUUUGUUUGGCGCCAAAACAGAUCGCUCUGAUAAGUCGAUCCCGGCGCGCGCGUGUCUUUGUGACGGCUAACUGACCGGUCAUCUACCCUACCGGGGGCUGGGUUUUAAUGUGUGCGGAUUUCCGACGGUCAGAAGUCAAUAUGGCGUCGAAAUAAUGGAGGCCAAUCAGAAGCGUCGAAAAAGAGGCGUGCCGACCUAAUAAUUUCAUUCCCGCGUAUUUUGCUACAUUUCCAUCAGUCUGAUGUGCCAUCUAACGGUCGAUUCGCCAAUCAACCGGCUAAUAGCUGUUAGUAAAUAAAUUUUAAUAACAAAAAUAUCAAUUUUGCUGAAGGGAUUUUCAUAAUAAAUUUUCCAUGUCAAUUUCAUUUUACGUUUGUAACUUUCCCGCCGUACUCUACCAGACGCCAUGUCUGCGCGUCGCGUGAAUCCACGGAUCCCAGUGAUUUGACGCAUGCGCCAUCUGCGCGAUCUUUUUUGGCGCCAAAAACAAACGUCCGGUUGGAAAACUUCGUCGCCUAACCUAAUUCAAACCUCUUGGAUUCGAUUGGUGUAAACGAAAAUUUGGUCAAAUCUUGGGCAACCUUUAAUUGGCGGAGCCCUAAAAAUUGUGAAUAGAAGGUUUCGCAGAGCCUGUUCAAAUCUUGUCAAUCUUUUUGGUUUUGUUUGUUAUUCACUUUCUGGAAAUUGUGAGUCGGACACUUACGUGAUCGAGAAAAAAACAAACUUAUAUUAUAUUAUUGGAGAGAAGUGUGCCGAGUUGAAAAUCAUCUGCUCCUUCGAUUGAAUUCCAUCUCAAUACACAACACACACACACACACAACUGUAUAUUCUUCUACUACCGUAUGUUAUCUAUUAGAGAGUAUUGAGAUGAAUGUUCAUUUUAUGUACAAUGAACAGGGUUCAAAACCCCUUUUACUGUUUAUAUAUCUGUGCAAAACAAAUAAGUUGUGCAGGCGUCAUGUUUUAAAUAAAUCGAUUGAUUGUUUCUCUCCUGAUGACACACACACACACGCAAGUUGGUCCUUUACCUGAUAAGAGCACAUCAUUUACACACACACAAAACCCUGCCUUAUGACGAGGAGACGAAAGAAGUGGAAAAUAAUUGAAAAAAAAAAUGUAAAAACUGCAGUUUUUAUCUUAGGAAUUUACAAAAUAGUGGUGUGCAUUUUAACCAGUUGAUCAUUUGCCUGCAUUUUUUAAUGGAAAAGCUGUAAGAUCGGUGUUGAUCAAAUGCGAUGAUUAUUAUAUAUUAUACAUUUAUAGUUGAUUAACUACUGAACAAUAUUUAGGUCUCAUUCCAUCAAACACGCCAAACGUAAAAUACGCGCAUUGUAGCAAAAAUCCUAAGCAUUGGCCAUUCAUUAAUUUGUGAAUUAUUAUCUCAGCAAAGAGUGUUUGAAUGUAAUGUUGUAUACUCUUAAUAAUCACACAAUUCAAAUUAAAACGGCAAAAAAAGAAUAAGAAAUGAAUACUAGUGGACUGCUUCUCUGAAAUAACACACACACAAAAUGUAUCAGUAAAGCGGAAGCAUGUGUAACAAGGAAAAUAUUUAUAUGUGUAUGUAAAUAUUAUUUAUGCCUUCAUAUAAUGUCAUAGUCGCAGUAGUUGUAAACACAAAUACACACAAUAAUAUUGAAACAAGAAGAAAUACUGAUAGAAUUUUUAGAGUUGGAAACAUGUGUAGUUAUUGAUACUGAUAAAAGCUAAUUUUUUGAAAUA